This is a messenger RNA of Babesia bigemina, 228 nucleotides long. RefSeq lists its product as hypothetical. The record is from RefSeq and is a predicted model, not a curated record. The coding region runs from base 1 to 228 and encodes 75 amino acids. Lineage: Eukaryota; Apicomplexa; Aconoidasida; Piroplasmida; Babesiidae. The transcript has a single exon.
AUGCUCCCCAAAGUGUUGACCAAUGUGCUGACCAAAGUGGUGACCAACCACCUGACCAAAGUGGUGACCAAUGCCAUGACCAAAGUGCUGACCAAUCACCUGACCAAAGUGGUGACCAAGCACCUGACCAAAGCGGUGACCAAUGCCAUGACCGGAGUGGUGACCAAUGCCAUGACCAAGGUGCUGACCAAUGCCACGACCAACGUGGUGACCAAGCACCUGACCUAA